UCAUAUUAGUGGUAAAAAAACUUUACAAGAUUUAGGUGAGCAUCUUAUGUCAAUCGUAAAAGAACUUAAAAAUUUUCUUACAAGAACUUUUUUCAAAAUAAACUUGUGAAAUUUUUACAAAAUUAGAACAAACAAUCAUAUAUAAUCACUUAAUUGGGGUAAAUAAAAAGAAUUGAAUAAAUAGAGUUGGGAAUGGGAAUUAGCGAAGCAAGAGGUGGAGGAAGAAGUAGAGGUCCAUAAUCCAUUGCGUCCCAGUCCUUUUCCUCCCCUUUUACUUUCUCUGACGUCCAGUACUUUUUCUAUUCACUUUUAUGCAAUACCUAUCCUUUCCUCUGCAGCUCAUUUUUUCUUCUACAGCAAAAGAAAGAGAGCAAAAAGGUGACAACACACCAACAAAACAAAGCAAUGCUUGUUUAUGGCGAAGCUCCUCUCUCCGUCUCUGCGCCUGCGCUUGAUGAUAACUCCAAACACUGCUCUCCUCAUCAUCACCUCAAUCACUCUUCUUCUCCAGUCACCCUCAUGUUCGUGGAUGUGUCUUUCAGACUUAAGCAGCUGCAUGACACAACCACCAACAUGUUCGCCUGGCCGUCUUCCGACGUGGAGAAUCCCACAAUCCACCAUCUUCAAGAACGGACCAUCUUGAACGGCAUCACCGGCGUGGCGGAACCCGGGAAAGUCUUAGCUGUCCUGGGGCCCUCCGGAAGUGGCAAAUCGACGCUGCUCAACGCGCUCUCCGGCCGUCUUCACCACGCCCACGGACUUACUGGAACUAUCCUCUUUAACAAUCGCAAGUUAACAAAAUCCAUUCAGAAAAAAACCGGUUUUGUGUCACAAGAUGAUGUGUUCUAUCCACAUCUAACAGUCCGAGAAACUCUCGUCUUCUGCUCCUUGCUGAGGCUUCCAAGUUCAGUGCCCAAAAAUCAAAAGUUAGCCAUCGCGGAAUCUGUCAUUUCUGAAUUAGGUUUGGCGAAAUGCGCGGACACGAUCAUCGGCAACAGCUUCAUUCGAGGGGUUUCCGGAGGGGAAAGAAAAAGAGUAAGCAUAGGGCAUGAGAUGUUGGUAGACCCGAGUUUGUUGAUUCUGGAUGAGCCCACUUCGGGGCUGGACGCGACGGCGGCGUACAGGCUGGUAGCGACGCUGGGGGGACUGGCGGCGAAGGGGAAGACGGUGGUGAUGUCGGUGCAUCAGCCAUCGAGCCGUGUUUACCAGAUAUUUGAUGAAUUGUUGGUGUUGUCGGAGGGGAGGUGUAUUUACUUGGGUAAAGGGAGCGAGGCGAUGGGGUACUUUGAGAGCAUCGGGUUCUGGCCAAGUUUUCCCAUGAAUCCCGCUGAUUUCUUGCUUGAUCUCGCUAAUGGCGUAUGUCAAGUUGACGGUACAAGUGAUAAAGAGAAGCCUAAUGUGAGGCAAGCCCUCGUAUCAUCUUACGACAAUCUUCUUGCACCCAAGGUAAAAGCGGCUUGCAUGGACGCCCCCAUGAGGAUGAUGUUUCCAGAAGAAACUCCAAUAAUCACAGCCGCCAAUAAUGCUACAAGCAAACAUUACAAAUCCUGGGACAGUGAUGUUUCCUCGUGGUUCAAUCAGUUCAUCAUUCUACUCCAAAGAAACCUCAAGGAGAGAAAGCACGAAACCUUCAACUCAUUGAGAGUUUUCCAAGUGAUGGUGGCCUCAUUACUAGCCGGUUUCAUGUGGUGGCAUUCUGAUUAUCGGGACAUCCAGGACCGCCUUGGCCUUCUAUUCUUCAUCUCCAUCUUCUGGGGCGUCUUCCCUUCCUUCAAUGCAGUAUUCACAUUUCCUCAAGACCGAGCCAUCUUCAUCAAGGAACGUGCAUCGGGUAUGUACACAUUAUCAUCCUAUUUCAUGGCCCGGAUCACAGGAGACCUGCCCAUGGAGCUUAUCCUCCCAACCACUUUCCUCGCCGUAACGUAUUGGAUGACGGGACUAAAACCCCAACUCUCAGCAUUUGUAUUGACACUGAUGGUGGUGUUGGGGUACGUGCUGGUGUCUCAGGGGCUGGGGCUUGCACUUGGUGCUCUGAUCAUGGAUGCCAAGAAGGCUUCAACUGUGGUCACUGUCACAAUGCUGGCAUUUGUUUUGACAGGAGGGUACUAUGUGCACAAAGUAGCAUCUUUCAUGUCAUGGAUAAAGUAUAUUUCCACCACAUUUUACACCUAUAGACUUCUUAUCAAAGUUCAAUACGGAGAAGGGAAAAGCAUUUCGUCAGUGCUGGGUUGCUCAUCAUCGGGGCUGGGGGGACAAUUAGAUACAUCAGCCGCCACCUGCAGCUUCAUCAAUCAAGACAUCCGAGGACAAACACCAGCGGCAGUGUGUGUGGGGAUAUUGUUCAUCAUGUUUAUAGGAUACCGACUACUGGCGUAUAUGGGUCUAAGGAGAAUUAGAGCGUGAAUCCUAAUGAACUAAAUGAUAUCAUGGAAUAUUAUUAUAUGACAUAUGGAUAAAAUCCCAACUGCAGGCAGGUUGAAUCGUUGAUACAUGUGAUUAUGUUGGAAAUAAAAUUAUAUAGUGUAGGUGCUUGCAUGUUUUUUUGAACA
Messenger RNA from Sesamum indicum (sesame), 2549 nucleotides. RefSeq names its product ABC transporter G family member 25. Gene Ontology annotation, biological process: transmembrane transport. Gene Ontology annotation, cellular component: plasma membrane. The record is from RefSeq and is a predicted model, not a curated record. NCBI's taxonomy places the organism in Eukaryota, Viridiplantae, Streptophyta, Magnoliopsida, Lamiales, Pedaliaceae. Gene Ontology annotation, molecular function: ATP binding; ABC-type transporter activity; ATP hydrolysis activity.